This is a messenger RNA of Sodiomyces alkalinus F11, 1393 nucleotides long. RefSeq names its product RNA-binding domain-containing protein. NCBI's taxonomy places the organism in Eukaryota, Fungi, Ascomycota, Sordariomycetes, Glomerellales, Plectosphaerellaceae. The record is from RefSeq and is a predicted model, not a curated record. Gene Ontology annotation, molecular function: RNA binding. The transcript is spliced from 3 exons. The coding region runs from base 150 to 1001 and encodes 283 amino acids.
AGACGUACAGCGUACGUACCGAACCUACCUAGCUAGGAUCUUCGUAAUUGCUUCAAAAUCUCUGUCGACUGCCGAAGUUUUCCAGCCCUCCCGACCCUAUCAACUCGUCCCCAUUCAGGAGAACUCAACCCUCUGUGAAGAAUCAAAAGAUGUCCUCUUUUCGCAACGUAGCAAUCCGGGCCGUGGCCUGGGCCAACGUCGCGACCUCGCGAGCUGCGUCCAUUGCUCCCCGCUCUGCCUACGCGCAGAAUGCCGUUCGACCUUUUUCCGUGAUGGCGCCCCGGGCGCUCGCGCGGACACUUAUGCUCCGGGAUGAACCCAAGCAGGAGACGGACGACGCCGCAGCAGCCACGAGAGCGGGAACGUCGCAACAAGCGGAGGAAGCCAGACACGAGGUUCCUCGCUCGCUCUGGGUCCAGAACAUGGUGUAUGGGCUUGCCGACGAGGAGAUCACCGAGGCCUUCUCCAAGUAUGGCGAGGUCAGCAGAGUGUUCCGGACCGACGACAAGUCGAACUGGGCUUUUGUUAUUUUCAAGGACGUCGAAAGCGUCAGGAUCGCAGCCGAGAACGUUGACGGCACAUUCUGGCACGGCAGACGGCUCCGGGCAAUGCCCAGGCGGGCACGGACACCGGGCCUCCGGCGGGAGCAGAACGAUGUCCCGAUGAAUGAUACAUUGUUCAUCAGCGGACUCCCAUACGACAUGAAGGACGAGGAGCUGAACGACUUAUUUUCCGACAUGGAGGGCGUCAAGAACGUGCGCAUCGCGGUAGACAAGGCCACUGGCUGGCCCCUCGGUUACGCCCACGCGUGGUUCAGUUCGGUGGAGACGGCUCAGAAGGCAUUUGACAAGCUGCAGGGCACCCAGAUUCGGGGGAGCAAUCUCCGGGUCUCGCCGUCGAGGGGCAGAAAAGAGAAGAAGCAGCAACGAGAGCAGCAGCAGCAAGAAGAGCAGCAGCAGCAGCAGCAGCAGCAGCAGCAGCAGGAUGGCAACAAUGCCUAGGGCGGGUUAUCCGAUCUUCUCUUGUGCGUGGAGAGGUAUGGGAUGAGUCGAGAAAUCUUCAACUCCUCUCUUUGUUGUGUCGCGAUAUAAAAUGGAUGGCUGCGAGGAGCUGAGAAGACUGGAAAGCUCCAAGCAAGACCAUGGACUGUACACUAUGUAUGUAUCAAGUUGACUGCAUAAUAAUAAGUAUGGGUUGUCUUGGAGGGACAACUUAGCAUAUUGUCACAACACAUUAUUACUACCUAUUUACGAAUUGCUGAAGCCACCGUUGGUAGAACUGACUAUCUGUAGGUAGGGGGGGAAACGGUUGCCAUCAAGCGCAGAUGGAAAACCAGCAGUGAAGGACGUUGGGACCCACUAACCCCAGACGGGUGUGAAGUAUCGGUACCGGU